CAUUCGAUUAUUUCUAAACUUUACAAGAUAUCAAAAAAAAGUUAAUCCUGAAAGAACUAUCAAACGAUAUCAAUAAUAAUGGUACUCAUUUUUUGAUAAUACUGUAGGUAGGUACUAAAUGUAUAGAAGCUGGUAAGAUUGAAUUUUCCAGUUUAUUCUGUAACCUGUUAUUGAUACCGUUUGAUAGAGCUCGUGAAGCACUUUCAACAUCAGUAACCACUUUUACGAUCUACCUAUCUUCUAUUAGUUUAGAAAAAGUCGAGUGUGAUCACUAUAUCGUUUCCACCCUGUAUAUCUAGUUACUUUAAACCCUUUUUAUUUUUUGAUUAGUAAUUCUAUUAGUUUAGAAAAAGUCGAGUGAGAUCACUUUCGUUUCCACCCUGUAUACCUAGUUACUUUGAAGUCUUUUUAUUUUUUAUUUGUAGAUAAUGUUUUUGUAACGUGCCUGAAAACCUGUUCAAAUAAGAAUCGGUCAUGCAUCGUCUAUUUUUUAUGGUCAGAAACUACUGGAUCGAUUUGAAAAAAUCUUUCGUCAUUUGAAAGUGCCACGACUUUAGUGAAACUCAAGGGAAAAAGGCGAUAUUAUCAUCUAUCUUUCAUCUAUUAACGACGCUGCGGGCAAAAUGUAGUCUAGAAAAUAACUUCCAAUCGCACUAUCAAAAUGAAUAGUACCGAUCCCCUGCUGCGACAAGUUGCUACAUUUUUAAAUUUAUGAAUAAUCUGGUAGAAUGCUGACAACGUCGGGUCUGUGGUGGCAUCCACGAGGGCCAUCCAGACAGCUCUGCUGGUGGUGUCGGGGCUUCAGCUGACUGGGUACAUGUCGCCUCCUUCUGUUCAAGUCACCAAUGGAGACACCUAUGACUUCGUCAUCGUAAGCGCGGGGUCUGCGGGGUGCGUCGUCGCAAACAGACUGUCGGAGGACCCUCACCUCAAAGUCCUCCUGAUUGAGGCCGGAGGGGACCCUCCUCUUCAAUCUGUUCUUCCAGGCCUGUUAACGACUCUGCAGAACUCAGUAGUCGAUUACAACUUCACUUCUGAGAACGACGGAUACUCAGCACAAAACCUGAAGAACGAAGUCGUUGGAUUGUCAACGGGAAAAAUGCUCGGAGGCACUAGUAGUCUAAACCACAUGCUGCACGUCCGAGGCAACCCUCACGACUACGCGAGAUGGGUCACAGCAUCCAAGGACGAAGCCCUGGAGCUACUGGAAUUUACUGCCAUAAUUCAUCAGAAGCGAAAAAGUCGAAGACCAAGGAAUUCUGGAAACUUCUAGCGCUCGAUAUGUAGGAACAAGCGGCUACUUGAAGAUAUCUAGACAAACGAGCGAAGAUAAUGCGCCAAUUUUUGCCGCAUU
Molecule: messenger RNA, 1354 nt
Organism: Ostrinia furnacalis (Asian corn borer)
Lineage: Eukaryota; Metazoa; Arthropoda; Insecta; Lepidoptera; Crambidae
Product: glucose dehydrogenase [FAD, quinone]-like
Exons: 7
Coding region: 818-1273 (151 amino acids)
Molecular function (GO): oxidoreductase activity, acting on CH-OH group of donors; flavin adenine dinucleotide binding
Source: RefSeq, a predicted model, not a curated record